Molecule: messenger RNA, 1098 nt
Organism: Rotaria sp. Silwood1
Lineage: Eukaryota; Metazoa; Rotifera; Eurotatoria; Philodinida; Philodinidae
Source: the annotation of a GenBank genome assembly
AUGGAUGAUAAAAAAAAACGUAAAGUUACUUUUCGUGAUAUACCUGAAGAACAUAAAAAACAAAAAAAUACUACAAAUGAUACACGUUUACAUAGUGGAAAAUAUACAUUAGAUAGUGAUGAAGAUGAUGAUGAUGAUGAACAAGGAAAUGUUAAACAAAUGAAUCAAAAUGAUCUUGAUGAAAUUGGACAAGAAGGUGCUACGAUUGGUUUUGAUGAUGAUGUUAAAAUAACACCAUUUAAUAUUGAUGAAGAAUUAGAAGAAGGACAUUAUGAUGAAACAGGUUGUUUUCAAUGGAAAAAAAAAGAUAAAGAUGAAGUUCAUGAUGCAUGGCUUGAUGAAAUUGAUUGGACAAAUGUUAAAAAUUAUAAAUUAAAAAAUCCUGAUGCAACAGGAGAAGAUCUUGAUGAUCAAAAACAAAGUAAUUUAUCUAAUAAUGAUGAUGAUGAUGAUGAUGAUGAAACAGAUAAAAAUCAAUUUAAUGAAAUAAAUACUAUUCAAUCAAUGCUUACAAUUAUGGAACCAGGUGAAACUGUUGUUCGUACAAUAAAACGUCUUGGAACAAUUUUAUCUAAUAAUAAACCAAAACAACAAUGGAAACAACGUAAACCACUUCCUGGAGAAAUUCCAAUAGCAAAAAAUAUUGAACAAACAUCUGAAGAAUUAAAAAAAAAUAAACUUUUACUUGAAGAAAUGUCUGGUCUUGCUAAUCAAUUUGUAUCCAAUGGUGAACUUGAUAUCUAUCAAGAAACUUAUGAACGUCUUAAAGCAAAACUUGAUCGUCUUCAAUCAUCAUCAAAUUCAACAACAACAACAACAAAUUCAACAUUUGAUAUGUAUGGUGAUAGUGAUAUUUCAUCAUCUGUAAAUAAACCAACAUCAUCAACAGACACAGAUCGUUCAUCAAAAGUUCUUUGGGAAUAUAAAACAGAUGUAGAUUCAAUAGAAAAUCUUCAAGGUCCAUUUACAACUGAACAAAUGAUUCGUUUAACAAAUAUGGAAGGAAAAUUAGAUAAAAAUAAAGUAUUAUGUCGUCGUAUUGGUACUGAACAAUUCUAUUCAAUAAAACGUAUUGAUUUUGAUCUUUAUCUUGAUUAA